UUCAUUUUCCCUCUCUGCAGUGUCUAUUAAUUUCGCUUAAAUUCAUUUCUAUUUUCUCAAUUGUUCUCUGAAAGAAGAAGAAGAAAUGGCAGGUGGGUCGUCGAAUUCAAACGCACCGAAGCCUCGAAAGAGAGUGGAGGCCGAAUCUUCGGCUUCUUCUUCUCUUGUUCGUGCCAGAGAUGGCAGCGCUUUCGCCAAAUGUGAAGAGUGUAACAAGAGUGUUCCAGUGGUGCUAAUUAGUAUGCAUAGUUGUAGUCUUGAUGCUAAAAUCAAGAUGAAUUUGGAGGCUCAAGUUGUGGAAAAGCCCACUGAAGUUAAGAAGAAAUCUGUGGAAAGGAAGAAGCCAACUUCAACUGAACCAAAACCAAAGAGACUCAGAAAGGCUGCCAAAGAUAAUUCAAACAAGCCCAAACGCCCACCUACUGCUUUCUUCCUCUUCAUGGAUGACUUUAGAAAAGAAUACAAGGAAGCAAAUCCCGAGUCCAAGGGUGUAAAAGAGGUUGCGAAACAGGGUGGUGAGAGGUGGAAUAAUAUGAGUGAAGAAGAGAAGAAGCCUUAUCUUGACAAGGCUGCUGAGCUUAAAGCAGAGUAUGGGAAAGCCUUGGAGAGUAAUAAUGAUGCCGAAAAUGGAGAUGAGGAAGGAGGUUCAGGGAAGGAAGAUGCUGUUGAGAAAGAGGAUGAAGGUUCAGAGAAGGAAGACGCUAAUGAGAAAGAGGAUGUUGCAGAGAAGGAAGACGGUAAUAAGAAAGAUGAUGUUGCAGAGAAGGUUGAGCAAGAAGAGGAAGAAGUGUUAGAUGAUUAUUAGAUGGUAAGUAGGAUAUGAUGCUUCCGGGAAUCACAUGUUAAUUUUUGUCCUCGGAAUU
This is a messenger RNA of Pistacia vera, 863 nucleotides long. RefSeq names its product high mobility group B protein 7-like. The transcript has 6 exons. The coding region runs from base 86 to 805 and encodes 239 amino acids. Lineage: Eukaryota; Viridiplantae; Streptophyta; Magnoliopsida; Sapindales; Anacardiaceae. The record is from RefSeq and is a predicted model, not a curated record.